CUGUGCUUUGACCCAAUCUCUAACGAGCUAAACUUCUUGCAGGUGUUCAAAGCUACAACAAACAGCAUUAUAAGCUUAACUAUUAAAUCUAAACCUCCUAAAGGCACUUAUACAUAUUAAAGCAAUAAGGCUACUUUGCCUAUGCAUCUUCUAGAGAGUACACUGGCUAUGUGAUGUGUUCGCUUCAGCCUAAUGGCUACAGCAAGAUGGGAUGGAAUGCCAUUUGUUUGGUGGGUUGGUCACGCCAAUGAAAAGCAUACUUACUGGGGAGGAUCUCCUCCAGGAGCCCAGCGCUGUGCAUGUGGACUGGAAGAAAGCUGUCUGGAUCUGAGAUACUUCUGUAACUGUGAUGCAGAUAAGGAAGAAUGGACCAAUGAUACUGGCUUCCUUUCCUUCAAAGAACACUUGCCUGUGAACCAGAUUGUCAUCACUGACAUAAACAGACCUAAUUCUGAAGCUGUAUGGAGAAUUGGCCCUUUGCGUUGCUAUGGAGAUAGACAGUUCUGGAAUGCAGCUUCUUUCAGCACCGAGGCAUCCUGUCUUCUCUUCCCCACCUUCCACGCAGAAUUCAGUGCAGACAUUUCCUUCUUCUUCAAAACAACAGCAAGAUCCGGAGUCUUCUUGGAAAAUCUGGGAAUGAAAGACUUUAUCCAAAUUGAAAUAAACUCUCCUAAGGAGAUCAGCUUCGUGGUAGAUGUUGGGAAUGGUCCAGUCAAAGUCACUGUCCAGUCCCCAACCCCCUUGAAUGACAACCAGUGGCAUUACUUGCAUGCUGAACGGAAUCUCAAAGAAACUUCUCUUCAGGUGGACAACCUUCCAAAGAAGAUUCUGGAGGCACCAACUGAAGGACAUUUCCGAUUGCAGCUCAAUAGUCAGUUAUUUGUAGGAGCAACUGCUUCUAGACAGAAAGGUUUUAUGGGGUGUAUUCGCUCUCUUCAUCUAAAUGGGCAAAAACUUGAUCUUGAAGAGAGGGCCAAAGUCACCCCUGGUGUCAAACCUGGAUGCCCUGGACAUUGCAGCAGUUAUGGUAACCUUUGCCACAAUGGAGGUAAAUGUGUGGAGAAGUUAAAUGGCUACCUGUGUGACUGCACCAGCUCUCCAUAUGAAGGACCUUUCUGCAGGGAAGAGGUCUCUGCACUUUUUGAAGCUGGCACUUCCAUUACCUACAUUUUCCAGGAGCCUUAUCCUGUGACCAAAAAUGCAAGUACUACAUCCUCAGCCAUUUAUGCAGACACCUCAACAUCCAAGGAGAAUAUUGCCUUUACCUUCCUGACAGCACAUGCUCCAAGCCUCCUGUUCUACAUCAACGCUUCCUCUCAUGAUUAUUUGGCUGUUAUUCUCUCCAAGAAUGGAAGCUUGCAAGUCCGAUACAGACUGAGUAAGGACAGAUCCCUUAUAUUCACUAUUGAUUCUGGAAACUUUGCUAACCGAGAGCUGCACCAUGUGAAGAUAAACAGAGAUGGAAGAGAGCUGACUAUUCAGAUUGACCAGGUUCUCAAAGUCAAACACAACUUUUCCUCAGAUGCUGACUUCAGGGCUAUCAAAUCUCUGACCUUGGGGAAAGUCACAGAGAGUCAGGGACUAGAUAUAGAAGUUUCCAAGGUGAAUGCCUUUGGGUUCAUAGGAUGCAUGUCAUCUGUCCAGUACAACCACAUAGCUCCACUGAAAGCCGCCUUACGACAUCCCAGUAUAGCACCUGUGACAGUCCUGGGUUCCUUGUCUGAAUCAAACUGUAGAUCUUUGGUUGAAGUUGAUGUGAAUACAGCAACCACAAUAUACUCUUCAUCAGAUCCAUUUGGAAAGGCAGAUGAGAGAGAGCCACUCACCAAUGCUGUCAGGAGCGAUUCAGCUGUCAUUGGAGGUGUUAUAGCAGUUGUGAUCUUCAUCAUCUUUUGCAUUGUGGCCAUUAUGAGCAGAUUUCUCUACCAGCACAAACAAACACAUCGGAGCAGCCAAACAAAGGAAAAGGAAUAUCCAGAGCACCUUGACAGUUCUUUUAAGACUGAUGUUGACUUGCAGAACACAGUGAGCGAGUGCAAACGAGAAUACUUCAUCUGACAGACUCUCCAGCUCAUUGUUAUACUUUGGCAUUUCUUUGAUUAUGAUUAUGGGUUUUUUCUUCAUCCUUUUUUUUUUAAUUUCCCCCAUCCUUUUGGAAAGAACCCACUUUAAUGGCAGCAAUUGCAGUGCCUCAGUCUCUUCAUGAAAUGCACCACAGUUAACACCUAACAGCUCAAGCAACUAUAUGUUCUACCUAAGUUCCACAUAACAUGCAUGGUUGACUGUUUCCUGGAUUUCUGAAAUGUUGUUUUCUGGACCCAUUUAAUUUACCAUUUCAUGUCGGACCUGAGUGAUGUAUACUAGAGGUAAAGUGUACAAGCUAACUAUGUAGCAUUACAGCUAUUGCAACAAGGUAGUGGGAAAGACUAAGACCAAAUUAUCUCGUAUUUUUAAUUGUGUGUUUAAAAAGGGGACAAAUCCUCAUUUAUUUUGCAAAUUGGCAUAAUAACCCUGUUCCAUGUUGGUGGUGCUGUCUUGAGUUUGCAAGCUGAGGAUCUGGAAUGAUUUCCCCCCUCCAUGUCCUUUAACUCCCUUUUCAACCUUGUUGCUCUUUUAUUGUAACUUUUGAGU
Messenger RNA from Rhineura floridana, 2631 nucleotides. Its product is annotated as contactin-associated protein-like 5. Bases 193 to 2058 code for a protein of 621 amino acids. NCBI's taxonomy places the organism in Eukaryota, Metazoa, Chordata, Lepidosauria, Squamata, Rhineuridae. The record is from RefSeq and is a predicted model, not a curated record. The transcript has 12 exons.